UUCUGACUGUACAGGAAGGAUUUGACAGGGCGCGACCCUCUCACGAACAGAAACUGUUUCAGCGAGAGAGCGAUCUGCGAAUAUUGUAUACGUACCGGUCAAGAAAAGGACUGUACGGGAAUCCUCUUCGUGAUUACAUAGCCUUAAUUGACUACGGGUACUAAUAAUUACGCCGGCACUUUGGUUUAAUUAUAAAUUGCUGACAAUUUGUUUUCACGCGUCCAGUGCUCUUAAAAUCAGAUUCUGACAGGUAAUCGCGGUUAAUCUGUGUUUGCAGAGGAACACCGAACUCCAAAGGAGGGGAGGGGAAGUAAUUGGGCUGGCUAAUAUCCGGAGAAUGGGUGUACAUUUGUCUUCCAGUUCUGAAUGGAAGAAUGACUGUUUUAUCACCAGAGCUGGGCAGUAGCUGUCAGCUAUGCGUCGUUAAGGUGAGAUCGGAAGGACUGAGGUGGAGAUACUGACUGAGGUGGAGAUACUGGCUGAGGCAGCGAGUCAGUUCCACUUGCGCUUCCUGCCCCAGGGUCGGGAGCAGCAGUCACUCGCUGCGACUAUGCCGCGGUCUGGUUAUUCAGUGAUUCCACUCAGCUGCGCCUCCCGACCGGAGUAACGGCAGGGACCAGACGGCGAAGCCGCACCUUUCUGCACUCUGGAUGGAUACGGACAACAUGUUCUCCAGCAGCAACAACGCUUCCCGGGGAAACGCCAGCUCGGAUACCUUCCAGGUCGGAGCAGAGGCGGUGGUAGUGCCCAUUGUCUUUGGCUUGAUAUUCUUUCUCGGCGUUGUUGGGAACACCCUAGUGUUGAUCGUCCUGGGACGGACCAAAUCGAGGAGUUCGGAGAGUACAACCAACACCUUCAUCCUGAAUCUCAGUGUUGCCAGCCUCUCCUUCCUGGUGUUCUGUGUGCCCUUCGAAGCCACGAUUUACUCGCUCCCCGAGUGGGUAUUUGGCGCCUUCCUUUGCAAGACGGUGCACUAUUUUAAGACGGCGACCAUGCUGGUGAGCAUCUUCACCAUGGUGGCCAUGUCGGUGGACAGGUAUAUCGCUGUGGUGCACUGCAAGCGACGGCCGCGCAUCCGGAACAGGAGGAACGCCUCGGCGGGAGUGGCGCUGAUUUGGCUGCUUUCGCUGCUGGUUGCAGCGCCCGUGGCUCAGCACCAGAAUCUGUAUUCGGAAUAUUCGGAAGCCCCGAACAAAUCCUUCUGCUGGGGAAUAUGGCACAACAAAAUCCAGCAGCAGGUCUACAGCGUGGGCAUCCUGAUCAUCGGGUACCUGCUGCCUUUGCUGCUAAUCUGCUUCUGCUAUGCUAAGAUCUUGUUUCAUCUCCAUAAGAAGAUGAAGAACAUGUCGAAGAAAUCAAAGCGAUCCAAGAAAAAGACUGCCCAGAUGGUCAUGCUAGUUGUUGCUGUAUUUCUUCUUUCCUGGUUGCCUGACCACAUCAUAACCAUGUGUGUACAAUUUGGAAGUUUCCCUCUAACCGAUGCAUCGUUAGCAUUCAGAAUUUUCUCCCACUGCAUGGUGUAUGGGUAUUCCUGUGUGAACCCCAUAAUAUAUGCGUUCCUUUCAGAAAAUUUUCAGAAAUCCUGCCAUCAGGUCUUUGUGUGCAAUUUCCUUUUCCCACGUGCCAUUGAGAAAAAAGUUGUGAGGAUUCGCAUGGAAAACUUUUCUGCAAACGAUUCAAAAGCACACGCUUGAAAGCAUUGCCUUCAGACCUGAAUGUUGGCUAAGUUCACAGCUUGUAGGUACGCACUUCUAGUUGAAAUAAACAGUCACAUUAAUUGAAUCUAGAAUUCGAAACAUUCUGAAAAUGUUGGUGAUGAUGAUGACAACAAUGUCAGAUCAGAUGUCAGAAUGCUGUGACUGCAAACCAGCUUCCUUAUAGAUAAAUUUGCACCAACCUCAAACGAUCUAAUGUGAACAGAUGAUGGUUAAAUAUUUCACUUGGUAGCCACCACACAGUUAAUAAGAGCAAAAUCUUCAUAUGUUAAGUGGGUAUGAACGGUUCUUCGCAGUUCUGAGAGAUAGGAGAAAUGCAAUGAGGUUAGACAGUUGGCACUGAAGAGAAUUCUAAACAGAUGAAAGACUUCAGAUGCAUAGAAUGGUUGUGUUAGAA
This is a messenger RNA of Mobula hypostoma (lesser devil ray), 2112 nucleotides long. It is a transcript of the gene galr1b, whose product is annotated as galanin receptor 1b. Gene Ontology annotation, biological process: negative regulation of adenylate cyclase activity; G protein-coupled receptor signaling pathway; positive regulation of cytosolic calcium ion concentration. Gene Ontology annotation, molecular function: galanin receptor activity. The coding region runs from base 651 to 1694 and encodes 347 amino acids. NCBI's taxonomy places the organism in Eukaryota, Metazoa, Chordata, Chondrichthyes, Myliobatiformes, Myliobatidae. Gene Ontology annotation, cellular component: plasma membrane. The record is from RefSeq and is a predicted model, not a curated record. The transcript is spliced from 3 exons.